GGGGUCCUUGGCAUCAUAUCACUUCCCAUGCAUAUUUAUAGCGCUGAAACACAAACGGACAUAAUUAGCAGCCACCAUCUGACGAGGGGCUCACUGGUACAUAUAAGACACAGGCACUAAUGAUCGAGUAGUCUACACCGAUCAAAUGUCUCCCCCAUCCCCAACAGAAUUCGAUAUCAUCUUUGCUGGAGGUGGUGCCACGGCGUGUGUCGUAGCAGGCCGCCUAGCUGAAUGUGAUCCAUCGCUCAAAAUAUUAGUUCUGGAAGCGGGUGAACACACCCUCGACAAACCUGCUCAUGUCCAGCCUUAUCAGUAUCCGUUCCAUAUGGCUCCGAACAGCACGACGCUCACAUUCAACUUUGGAAAUCCCUCUCCGAAACUCAAUGGACGAGCAUUGGUAGUUCCGAGUGGUCGUUCCGUCGGUGGAGGGUCGACUAUCAAUUUUGGGGCAUACACCCGUGCACCUGCCUCCGAUUACGAUGAUUGGGCAGUCGAAGGUUGGGAAUCGAAGAAUUUAAUUCCGCUCAUGAAGAAGCUGGAGACAUUCGACGUGCAACCUGGUCGUCCAUCUCACGGGUACGCCGGACCUGUCAAGGUGUCCCCUGGUGGGCAUAAACUCGGUAUCUGUGAAGAGUUCGUCAGCGUUGGUACGACCUAUCACAAGAGGCCGUAUUCCGACGACACCAAUGAUUUAGAAACGUGUAACACAUACAGCCCAUGGGCAAAGUACAUUGAUGGAGCUACCGGAAAGCGUUCAGACGCAGCCCACUGCUACAUCUACAACAAAACACACAACACGAACUUGCAAAUUUGGGCUGGCAAGCGUGUAACACGCGUCAUCUUCGAGGACAAGCGUGCCGUAGGCGUCGAGUUCACCAACGACCCAGUGUCUUUCCCAGAUGCAGAUCGGUCACCGAUUACUGCGAAAGCUUCAAAGCUCGUUGUUGUCUCUGCCGGUGCAUUCGGAUCCCCAGCCAUUCUCGAGAGGUCAGGUAUCGGUGCCGAGGCAGUGCUAAAGCGAUGUGGCAUUAAACCACUUGUGAGCCUGCCUGGCGUUGGAGAAAACUACACAGAUCACGAUGUUGUUUUGGUUCCGUACUUGGCUGCUGACGAGGCUGUUACUAUGGACCCGCUCUGGCGUGGGGAGGAGAGUGCUACGAAGGAUGCUCUUACUCAAUGGGCCAGUAAUGGCAAAUCACUGGUUGCUUCGAAUGGUGUCGAUGCGAAAAUCAAGUGGCGUCCUGAUGGCGACGAGCUGAACGCCAUGGGUUCAGCCUUCCAACCACGAUGGAACGAGUUCUUCCGGGACCGCCCAGACAAAUGUGUUGCAAUAUUCUCCCUCAUCGCAGGAUACAUUGGACCACUCAUAUUUACCCUUCCUCCGCGCAAUUACAUGAUGGCUGCCUACUUUACACUUUACCCCGCAUCUGUCGGUAGCGUGCAUAUCAAAUUGGACGAGACCGGCAAGGAAGUACUCGACUUCACGACAGGCUUUCUCGAUGAUCCAUCUGAUAUCAUACCAAUCAACUUUGCGUACAAAAAAAUGCGCGAAAUCUACCGACGCAUGCCUUCCUACCGAGGUGAACUCGCUAUCGGCCAUCCUAAAUUCCCAGAGGGAAGCGCUGCGGCCUGUGGAGAAGCGUCUGGGCCAGUGGCCUUGAAUGAGCCUGACAUCGUCUACACUGCUGAAGAUGACGAGGCAAUUGAAAAAUACCAUCGUGACUGCGUGCAAACGACCUGGCACUCGCUCGGUACCUGCGCCAUGAAGCCGCAGGCAGAACAAGGCGUCGUCGAUGCUCGACUAAAUGUGUACGGCGUUGCGAACCUCAAGGUUGCCGAUAUGUCUAUUGUGCCGAAAAAUGUUGGCACGAACACAUAUUCGACGGCGCUCGUCAUUGGAGAGAAGGCUGCGAUGAUCAUUGCUGAAGACUUGGGUAUUGCUUACAAUGUCUAGCUCUAAGCAUCGGCAGAGUGCGAGGACUCUACUAAGAAAAUUUGUAUAUUCCAGUUGAC
Molecule: messenger RNA, 2013 nt
Organism: Suillus clintonianus
Lineage: Eukaryota; Fungi; Basidiomycota; Agaricomycetes; Boletales; Suillaceae
Product: GMC oxidoreductase-domain-containing protein
Exons: 16
Coding region: 146-1954 (602 amino acids)
Molecular function (GO): flavin adenine dinucleotide binding; oxidoreductase activity, acting on CH-OH group of donors
Source: RefSeq, a predicted model, not a curated record